GGCAGGCGGCCAGCCCUCGCCCCCGCCGCCCGGCUGCGGCUGCCGCGCCCCUAGCCCCCCGCCGCAGGGAAGGGGCAGCAGCGACUGCCAGGCGGGAGAGGAGAGGAGCCCGGCGGCUCGGCUCGGGCAGCGCGCUGCGGCUGGGUCUCCGGGGAUGGACUGGGCUUCGCCCUUCGCCUCAGUCUGCGCGCGGAGAGGAGGGCGGUGACCGGCCGCCCAUCCCGCCGGCGAGGAGAGGCACCCCCGCCCGCGCCGCCGGGCCGGCAAGACCCUGCUCACGCCCGGUUAAAUGUCACGGCUCCCCGGCUGCUCCCCGCCGCCGCCCCGCGCGUCGCUCACCUCGGGAGGGGGCUGUGAAGGUGGCGGCAGCGGCAGCCCCGGCUGCGGCGCGCCCCGCCGCCGCUCGCCGUGAGGGAGCGCCCAGGCAGCCGCCAGUUAGCGAGCAGUGGAGCUGGAAAACUUGGCAGCAAACUCUUUGUCUUUCCUGCUUGUUUCUGUGGAGCCUGUAUUUUGCAAGGUUGAUAUGAAAAUAAGCAGUCUGGAUGAGGGAAGUAGUGGAAGACUAUCACCACAAGUGUGAGCAAUGAACAGUUUCAACCUGGUGCAGUGAUUGUCUCCAGGACUUGGACCACUAAGUCUUAAGGUUUGUUUCAAGCAUUCUGAGUGUGGUGCCAUGAGAGAUGCUGUUGUCCAUGACAGGUUGGGAUUAUCAUGAUCAAGUACUCUAUUUUGACUUCACUGAGUGGCAAAAAGAUUUGUAUGGUAAAGAGGAAGUAUUGGACUUUUAAAAGCAUUAAACAGGCCCGUGACGGAGGGUUAGACUGGAUCAGUGGAGUCAUGCGUCACACAGCUGUAUCAUGCUGGCAGCCAUUCCUGGGUCUGGCUGUGCUGCUAGUCUUCAUGGGCCCCACCAUAGGCUGCCCGGCCCGCUGUGAAUGCUCAGCACAGAACAAGUCCGUCAGCUGUCACCGAAGGCGUCUGAUGUCCAUCCCAGAGGGCAUUCCCAUUGAGACCAAAAUCUUGGACCUCAGCAAGAACCGGUUGAAGAGCGUCAACCCUGAGGAAUUCACAUCAUACCCUUUGCUGGAGGAGAUUGACCUCAGUGACAAUAUAGUUGCCAAUGUGGAGCCUGGAGCCUUUAACAAUCUCUUCAACUUGCGCUCCCUGAGGCUGAAAGGAAAUCGUCUGAAGCUGGUUCCCCUUGGGGUGUUCACUGGGUUGUCAAACUUAACAAAACUUGAUAUAAGUGAAAAUAAGAUUGUCAUUUUGCUGGACUACAUGUUCCAAGAUCUGCAUAACCUAAAGUCCCUGGAGGUUGGGGACAAUGAUUUGGUUUAUAUAUCACACAGGGCUUUUAGCGGACUGCUUAGCCUGGAGCAGCUCACCCUGGAAAGAUGCAACCUCACAGCUGUACCAACAGAAGCUCUUUCUCACCUCCACAACCUCAUCAGUCUCCAUCUGAAACAGCUCAACAUUAAUGCUUUGCCUGCGUAUGCCUUUAAAAGACUGUUUCGCCUGAAAGACCUAGAGAUAGAUGCCUGGCCCCUCCUGGACAUGCUGCCUGCCAACAGUCUGUAUGGUCUCAACCUUACUUCUCUCUCCAUCACCAACACCAACCUGUCUGCAGUACCUUACUCUGCUUUUAAACAUCUGGUUUACCUGACACAUCUAAACCUCUCUUACAACCCUAUCAGCACCAUUGAAGCAGGCAUGCUUUCAGAUUUAGUGCGCCUGCAGGAACUCCACAUGGUGGGGGCCCAGCUACGUACCAUUGAACCACAUGCUUUCCAAGGGCUCCGAUUCUUACGCGUGCUUAAUGUGUCCCAAAACCUGCUAGAAACCCUAGAAGAGAAUGUAUUCCACUCCCCCAAAAGCCUUGAGGUCCUCUGCAUUAACAACAACCCUCUGGCCUGUGACUGCCGUCUCCUUUGGAUUUUACAGAGGCAACCCACUUUGCAGUUUGGAGGCCAGCCGCCGAUGUGUGCUGGUCCAGACAGUGUCAAAGAGAGGUCAUUCAAAGACUUUCACAGCACAGCUCUUUCCUUUUACUUCACCUGUAAGAAGCCCAAGAUACAAGACAAGAAGUUGCAAUACCUGGUAGUGGAGGAAGGGCAGACAGUGCAGUUGAUCUGCAAUGCUGACGGUGAUCCGCAGCCUACCAUAUCCUGGGUUACCCCGCGUCGGAGGCUGAUCACAACUAAAUCAAACGGAAGGGCCACUGUGCUGGGAGAUGGCACCCUGGAGAUCCGAUUUGCUCAAGACCAGGACACUGGGAUUUAUGUUUGUAUUGCAAGUAACGCAGCGGGGAAUGACACUUAUUCGGCCUCCCUUACAGUAAAGGGGUUUACUUCAGACCGUUUCCUUUACGCCAACAGGACCCCUAUGUAUAUGACAGACUCCAACGACACAAGUUCCAAUGGAACUAAUGCGAACACCUUCUCUCUGGACCUUAAGACAAUAUUGGUGUCCACAGCUAUGGGCUGUUUCACAUUCCUUGGAGUGGUUUUAUUUUGUUUCCUCCUUCUUUUUGUGUGGAGCCGAGGGAAAGGCAAACACAAAACCAGCAUUGACCUUGAAUAUGUCCCUCGCAAAAACAAUGGUGCUGUGGUUGAAGGGGAGGUUGCUGGACCACGAAGGUUCAAUAUGAAAAUGAUUUGAUGGUAUUCUGCUAGCAGUGCUUUUUCUGUGGCAUUAAAACCAAUUAAACCAGCCUGGCAUGUGGAAUUGCUGGGCAGAAGCAGCUUAAUGCAGCUGUCACUGUAUCAAAAGGUUACAUGAAAAUGGAAAGACUAUUUGUGGUUAUACAGCAGAGCCUCCAGACCUUGAGGCAGAUAUGUCAGGGCCUUUCAUAGAACUGGUAAAUAGUACCAACUGUUUGCAUUGCAAAUAUUGGCAUUCUGGGGAUAUCAGCAAUGAACCGCUGGCUCAUGCUCAUGGACAAUUGUUCAACAUUUUCUACCACUACAAAAAGAAAAAGAAAAAAAAAAAAGCCUACAGUGUAGGAUUUACAUACUUAAGGAAAAAGACACAUUUGUCUAAAACAUACUCUACAGUGAAAUUUGUAUCUAUAGAUCUCAUUUGGUAAAACCUUGCAUCAUCCCUUCUAGUUGGUUCAACACCACAAAAAAAUUGGUAGUUUUUUUUAAUCUACAUCUAUACUGUGUACAUUUUAAAGCAAUACAAAUGAGAGGUUGUGCUUUUAGAUAUCCACCAAUACUGACCCAAGUGUGAUGUCACCCUCCUUUUAACUACCAUCUAACCCAAAUUAGACUCUUGUAGUUAACAAUUAGAAAUUACAUCAGAUAUUUUUCUCCUCAUGUAGAAGGCCAGAGAUGAAUAGUUGAGAGCAAAAAUGCUCAGCUCUGUUAUCUUCUCUUCAUAUAAAUAUAAGGCAUGUGCCUAGUUUUGAUACAGAAUGGAAUAUUUUUUAUAUCUGUGAUAUCACACUGGACCAGUUUACUGUAACAUAGCCCUGGAUCUCACCAGGGAAGGCAACCCCUAGACAUUGCUGGCAUAGAGUUGAGUUCUACCUUGAAGAGAGCAAGCUAGUUUUGUUAGCCCUGAUUUUAAUUUCAAAGCUCCUGUUAAAAUGUUCAUAUGUGCUGGGAAAAAGAAAUAAUGUAAUGCAUUCUGCAUACUCCUUGGGAAAUAUGGUCAUCUUACUACUUAUAUGAGUGAAUUGAAACAUACAAAAGCUCUGCUACUAAGAAUGAACUCUUCUCCAAUGCCAAGUAAACUAUGGUUGUCCAUGCAUAGUAUGGGGAUUUUAAUACUAAGAAAAUGUUUAAAACAUGGUAGCCUCAAAAAGGCUAACAUACUGCCAGAUAUAAUGAACCUCUAGCCACUGUCAUUCUCAUCUUGUAUAUUUGUAGAUAACACAUAAACACAAAGCUAAUUUCCAAGAACAGAUUACUUAGCUAUUCUUGAUGCCAUUUUACUAACUAUGUGGUUAUGUUUCUUUCAGGGGCAGUAUCUUAGAGCAAGAGGGGCAAGUUUUUCCAGGUUUUAGGAAGUUUUUUAAUGGAGAGAAGACAGAAGUGGAAUGUUAGUUCAGUACAAGUAAUGGUUUUUGUUUUAUAGGUCUAAACAAACCCUCAGAAGGCUCAGAACUGAAACUUUAUUCUUUAUCCUUUAUCGUUGAUAACCACUUUUCUUAUUUUGAAAUUCUCAGCAAUGGGAAGAUACGGAGUUGUUCAGCCACCUCUCAAUUUUCCAGCAAUUAUGAGCCAUAGGUUUGUUGCUAAGUGAAUGAUAACAAAUACAAUUUAUAAAUGAUUGGCAUAACCAGAAGUAAGGAUAAUUAUGACUAUGUACAUGUUUAGCCAAAAUGAAUAUUAAAAUAUUAUAAGACAGAACAUUCUGUGUCCAAUCUUAAAAUUAGAUUUCAGCACUUUGAAACCAAAGUCAGGCUGACCUAUAAUGGCAUGCAGGUGCUUCUAAAAUUAAUAUUCACAUUCUUUGGCAGAGAUUUUCUAAGCAGGAUAUAAAUCUCCCACUCUUAUCGAGGGAAAUGUGCCAAAAAUUUGUAAUAUCCAGCUGUGCUCCCCAGGUGUACCCCUAACAUAGCUGUAGGACCCAAGGCUAGGCAGUUUUGAGAAUCUCUUUUCUUAGUAGUUGAUCUUUGGUUGCAUCGUUGCUCCAUUUUAGGUCACCAAACUGAGGAGGAUGCAAGAGUUGAUACAUUUUCUUCACUUUAGUUGAUUUUAAGUUUAGAGUUGUGUUUUCUUUUUUUUGCUUCCUUUUUUUUAUGCUCUGAACUAGAUAGCUGGAGAUUUAUGAAGAUGCUUGAGACUAAUCCUCUUUGUUCUCUGACAGUUUGUAGAACGUUAAGGAAAUGGAAUAACCCCUGACUAAAUUCUAUCACCAGGGAAAUUAUUUUUGCUGAUAUAAUAACCACCGCACUGAAGUCCAAAACUCUACUGUACCUUAAUGUGGGCAGUUAAAGAAACAAAUGGGGAUAAAACAAAGUGUUUCUGAACUGCCCAUUGAAGACAUUUGCAUGUGCCUUUCCCUUGUAAUUGUCAUUUUUUCAACCAGUAAUCUAUUACCCCUGCAGUCAUUUCAUGUUAAGUGUUAAAAUCAAUGUUAGAAGCAAAAAUUCUCCUAAAUUCUAGACAGUUGCAGCUGAUUGCUUCAUACUAAAUGACACAAUAAAAAAAAAAUCUAAAAAAAAAAACCUAGAAAAAAUGUGCUUUUAGGAUUAAUUAUGAAUUUCUGAAGUCCCCUCUUCCCUUAGAAUGACUCUAAAAAGUGAUUGCAUUGUUAGUGCACUGCAAGGAUUUCUGAGACGUAAUGUGCUUAGUUACCUAUGUGAAAUGUGUGCUGGUGAUGAAAAUCACCGCUUGCUCUUGCUGAGCACCACCUUGCAGAGCUGUCAGCGUUGUGUGUAUGGCCUUGAGUUCAGUCAGUAUUCAGUUUUUAAGAAUCAGUGUUCGCUCCCUGCCUCUAGCAAUGUUCUACUUUUUGCAGCCUACUUAUUUCACCGUAGACUUGGCAAGGCAUAUGGCAUUUCUUAACGUAAGUGAGGACAGCAAAACUCAGAGACAAGCUUUUAUCUUGCUCCACAUAAUCUUCUUUAUCUGUAUUUGUGGGACACGUGCUCACAGUGGCCAUUUUGGGUGGAUAAUGAAUACAGUGUCAAGGUCAUACCUAGAUAUGCACCUUUUUGGCAAUUCUUUUAAUAACAGAGUGUCUGCCUACCCUGGGUCUUGAACGAUUCACUUCUCCAUCACUGCUACAGAUCAAGGAGACACCACGGUUUAUCUUACUACAGGGGAAAAAAAGAACUGGACUGUGAGGAGGCAUCUGGCCCACAUGGCUCCCCUAUCAUAUAUUCAGAAACAGGUGGACAGUGUGUACCUGCGCUAAAAGAGGGAAAUAAGGUUUUUCCUCUACCUCUGACUUGUGUACUGGCUGCCCCCCAACACUGGCACAAGGCCCAGCCUGAGCUUACCUGAUGGUCAGUGCAACAAAGCUCUGAGGAGUGGCAAUAGUUCUGCAGAAAAGCAGAAAACUGCAAAUGUCAAAACCAGAAGAGCGACUUGAGAAAGCAGGUACCACAGUAUCCUUGUUAAUAAUUCCCAUAAUUCCCAGUGCUAAGCCUCCUACAAAUACAUUUUGAAGUCCACAUCCACAGAACAGUACUCCUCUUUCAUAAUGGAUGGAUGUACAAGUGCUCAGACUUCCCACGAGUGAGUUAAAGAGAGCGCUGCAGCAACUUAUUAAGAAAAGCAUUUGCAAUGAUAUAAGGACAGAUAUAAGACUAAGCAGUGCCCCAUCUCAACCUUAUUUUUAGGUUUUGAGGUGCUUUUCUUUCCCACCCCUGACCCCCCCUUCUUCCUUUCUUAUUAACUUGGCACCAUUCUUUUGAGAAAGGCUUCGUCCACAACAUCAGCUUGGGUAAAUUCAGAUUGGGACACUGCUUUUACCCUCUGUUCCCCUCUCCCUCACCAUUCACAGAGGCUCUCAGUGCCAACAGGGUCAACAGCUCCAGACACAAAUGAAAUCAGCCAGGAGACUCUCAGCCCCUGUCAAUACAAGCUGAUGCCACUAGGUACUUUUUUCAACUAAACUUUUUUUAAUUAAGUUAACGUCAUUGUCAUACUGCCAUUCAAGGUUUUGUUUAUGUGAAUGGUAGCUGUCUUUUUUUCCUUAUUUCUUACGUCAUGGUAUUGUAUCACCCAUGAUGGUAACAAUUAUCCCACAAUAAAGAAAAUCAAGAAAGCAAGCUACCUUACACCUUCAACACCACAAAUUUUAUUUGAGGCAUAUGAGACACAGUAAGAAGUCAGCGUUAAUAUUUAAUGGAAAGUCUUAUCUAAACCUUGUGAUAGAAUAAAAUUGGUGCAGAGGUGCAGAGAAUGUAGGUCAUGUUGCAACUGAAUCACAUCAAAGACAGGUAGAAAUAGACUUUUUCUACACCAUGCCUAGAUAUCUGUUUUAGAUAUUGGACUUUUCCGGAGAAACUUUCAAGAUGUGUGAAUGCCAGAAUUCCACAUUUAACCCAUAAAAAGACAAAGCAUUGGCUGAAAAUCCAUUAGAGUAAGCAGCUUCUGGCUGCCCAAGGACAACAGCAGCUUCUAGCAAAGUCAGCCGGGAAACUGUAGUCAUAUAGUUAUUUUGCCUCAUCCGCUACUGCAUCCUGUGAAAAAAGGGUCCAUUAUCCAGUAAUAAAACAGACGAUCCUUACUCAUUCUUCUUCAGAGAGGGCAACAUUUGUGUAAAUAAGCUACAGCCUCUUCCACUCCAUCCCCAGGAGUGAAACAUCCAGAAAGAAGUGAGGAAGGGGAAGACUAUUCUGUCCAGUUUGCUAAUUUUCUUUUCCCCCUGGAUGAUCCUAGUCUACCUGGGGCUAGCGUGGUGACUGCUCUCUCCACUCUCAUCCUCUCAGCUCACAAUGUGGCCUGACAUGGAGUAGCAGGGAAAGGAGCACGUGGCCAAGCUGUCCCUCCUCCCUGAGCUGUAACUCUGGUCUUUUCAAAUAAAAAAAGUAGAGCAGCAGCAGUAUCUUAGAAACUGCAGUCUUCUGCAGUAACAGCCGUAAGACAACAUGUGGGAAAACACUAGAUACAUGCUUUCUGACCUCGUUUCAGUAUCCUAGGUGAUUGCUUUUUGUACUAAAAAGAACUAGGAAAGAAGAACUAAAAAACUUUCAUCCAGUAAUUUAAAAGUUAAUUGUGCCUGCAGAGGUUAAAAGAACAUUUUUGGAAAAGGCAAAGGGCCUGAUUGCUGGAGAAUCACUGAAACAAUGAAUGAGAUUUUUCAAGUUAGCUAAGCAAUUUGGAUGCCCCCUUCCUAUCACCUGUAAUAAGAAUUACAAACUCAGUUUUCCUUCGCAGCUUAGAGGAAUCACAGCCAGUUGGUUCAGUGAUACAUGCUCCCUUUGCCGGCCUCCUAGCUCUGCACUCUUCCCUUCUAAGUUUCAAAUGAUUGUGAUGUCAAAUGCAGAUCUCUGGUUUUGGUUUACUUUCACUGCAUGUUCACGUGGCUUUUGGAAUCUAGAUCUCAAAGCAGGAUCUUAAACCUUCUUCAGAUCAAUAAGUAAAAUAAAAAAGGAAGAAGAUUGAGUAAACCUCCUCCUGCAAAUGAAAUAAAACAAAUUCUGUGAGCUUCUUGCUACUGAGAUAGUUACAUGCCAAAAGCAAUACGCAGGUUAAAGAAGUCUGAGUCUUUUUUUUUCUUUUUUUUUUUUUUUUCACUAGAACCAGGUGGUUGGAUAUGAGGCCAGCUGGAAAUAAAAACCUGUAUUUAUAACCUCAGCAGAAUAAGGAAAGUGCUGUCACAGUCAAGAAAAUGUUCCAUGUUAUUUCAACUUAAAUUUAAGGAUACGUUAUCCUUCAUAUUCAAAUAGUUCAUAGAAAAGUACAAAAGAGCAGAAUCUCACCUCAUAAUUUGAUUAUUUGUAUUUACUCAAACUGGUACCAAAAUUGUCAUAAAGCAGACAUGUUGAAGCAAGAGACUGAAAACAGAUUUUCUACUCUAGUCAGGCAAUAUAAAUCAGGAUAAAUCCUCUUGACGCUGUUCUGUUACUCCUUGGUUACGCUAGAAAUUUGAUAAAGGAAUCUAGGUUUUUUGCUUUCUACUAAGUGGGCUAUAGUGGAAAAUAAGCAGAGCUUAUGUUUUAAUUAUUUCUCACCUUGUGGCAUACCUUCUGUUCUGGAUUGCUUUAAUAUUUACCACUGCUAACUGAGCUGGAGCAUAUGAAAAUGUAGAUUCUAGGAAGAAAAGAACAAAAGGCAAAAGAAAAAGAAAAAGACAAACCUUAAAGGUGUCUGCCUGUUUCGGUGUGUGGUAUUUCCAAGUCAACAACAUUAUCUCCUCACACAUAAGCCAAGAACAAUGGCAUGAAAUUUCAAGGCAGGUGUGAAGAUGGUUUUCAACUUGUACACAUGUUACUAAUUUUAAUCUUUCAGAAAACAAAAUAUUAUUACUUCUUAAAGAAUUCAUUUAUGUCAUUUUGAUACCUAAAAGAAAAUGACACUUUGGCUUCAUUACACUGGGCACAGUAUAAGUAGGAAGUAAAUGACAACCCUGAUCUGGUGAGCUUACAGCCAUAUAGUAGGAAGUUGGCUUCUGGGCAAGUACAUAUGAUAGCAAGUCUCUUAUUGUUUGGGGAGGGAAUGCCAUAGUGCGUAUAUAUUAAAUUAUCAUCACACUUACUGAAAUCUAUUUGCAAGCACAUGUAGUUCAUAUGUAUAUGUUUGUGUGUGCAAAAAAAGUUAUAUUUGUUUUGUUCUUUUCUUACUUCAAGUAUUAAAUGUAUAUUGUUUUUAAAAGGUGACAAGGUUAACCAGAAAAAAUGUGUUGUACUUUAUUUUACUAUAUAUGAUCAUAAGUAUGGAUGGGAAAUGAAACGGCCUUGCUGUUAUGGUCCAUGAAGCACAUGACAAGUUGGGUUUGUCCAUAAGUUCGCUUCAUGUUUGAGCAAAAUAUGCUAAUAUAAUGGAAAAAAAAAAAAAAGGCAAAAAAAAAAGCUUUGUUUGUCAAGACAGUUGUCCUGAAUGUCAUUUUAAAAGUUAAUUUAGGGCUUAUGUCAUGAUGUGUAUCAUACUUAUCCAAAAUGAAACCCAAAUAAAUAAUUCCAUGGAGUGGCAAAAUUUACUGGGAAAAGUGAAGAACAUUUACAUUGCUUUCCCUAUUGUAGCUUUUUUUUCAAGGGGUAGUGGACUAACCUAAAAUGAGAAAAAUACAGACCCAAGGUUCUCAGUGCCAAGUCUUCACAACAGGUAAUCUGCUCAGAUCCACCACUCUUGAACUGAGAAUAUUACAGUCAGAGAGAGAAGACUCUAGGAGGUGUUUUUCAUCCACUCACUUUCACUCCUGCUUGAUUGCAUGGGGCCCUUAGACACAGAGAAAAACCCAGGUCACAUUCAGAUAUGUUUUGGGAUUUAUUCUCCAUGCAAAGUGUCCAUCAGCCUGUUUCCUCACUUUCACUUGCACAGUGUGUACAGGUAAUUGGUGGGGAUACUCAUAUGGCUAAUGCUGGAAAGAAAAAGCUUUCCACUUACCAUCACAUGGAGAGCACAGCAGAAAGAGAGAUUUCACCAGCUAUGUGUCACUUGGAAGGCAACCAAUACUGACGAUUUGCAUCUGAAAUGUGGUUUCUAAAGGAAAUCACCAGUAUUCAAACUCCACUGUAACUGCACCAGAAAACUUAAGUGGUGGAAAGUAGAUUCUAUUGAGCUUGAAAGCUAUUCCAAACCCCUGAGGCUUGCCAUGACCCACCAAAUCUAUGACAGAGAUCAGCUUUGAAGAAGGACACAGGCCAAAACCUAAACUAUUGCUAUUCCCAUUCUCCCACAGCUAGAUACUUUCGCCAACAGAGAAUUUUUCUUUCUGGGAUCAUCUGAAAUAAGAUUUAUCAGCCAUGAACCCAUUAUCCUCUAAACCAGGGCCCUAUUCACUAGAAGAGGAAAACAAAGUUGCUAUUUCUACCUCAGGAAAGGAAGCAGCAGGCUGAAAUUCUGCUGGAUUGCUGGGAGCAGAGACAGACAGGGACUGAAUCUGAGCUCUCCUGUGCCUCCUGAAGUCUGUCUUAUCCUUCUGCAUUUGCAUUUGACACCUCCAAAAGGUUUUGGCUGACUUGCACCACCGUACCUUCCUCUGCAACAGAACGUCAAAUGCAAUGAAUCUGUGGGCUAAACUUAACUAUAGAUUAUGUUAAGAAUAUGCUAUAUUUUCAUGUUCUCUUAUUUUGCUUUAAUUUGGUAAUGUGAUGGACAGUCUGCAGUGUACUGCAGUACUGCCUUCAGUAUGACAUGAAAAAAAGAGCCAUUGCUCCUACCACUGCAUUGAGAACAUCGAGUUUGAAAUGAGCAUUGAGUUUCCUUAAAAGGUUUCUCUACCUAAGCUUUAAAUUUCUGUUAUGCAAUUCAAGUUACCUUUUUGGACUACCUGACGUUAUCACAAGAGGUGGAACCUGUUCCUAUAUCACAGGAUCUAAUGUGCAAUUUCCAGUUCAUACAGUAGAAGAAGGUACUAGUUUUCUCCACAAUAACCAGAUAGAGAAAAACACUAUCACUUCAGGCAAUCACCAAUAUAUUAAUUAAAAUAAGCCACAUCAUGGCCAGGGACUAAACAGAAAAAAAUUUUGCUCCCCAGAGCUACUCUUCUCAUAAAAACUUGUAAUAUCUUUAGGUAACUCUUCACAGACAAACACCACUUCAGCUUAUAAAAAGCAUCGAAAAUUUUCUAGAGCACAGUCGCUUUCAUAAUUUUUUGAGAAUAUUUAUACAUUUGCAGAUCCACUAUAGAAGAUUUGCCUCACAAUUAGUAACCCUAUGUUGGAUAUCACAGUAACCUUUAAAUAAACAAAUCUUGAUAUCCAAAGUAUAUUUUAAGAAAUACCUGGGUUUAACAUUUUUGUAUUUAGAAAAGAUAGUGGGAAAUGGGAAAUCAUACUAUUUACCAAUUACUAACUCAAUUCACAGAGACUGAGUUAUUCUCACAUGGGGGAAUGCUCACAGUGAAUUUUCUGCCUCAUAAAACCUUCCCACACACAGCCGUAGAUGACAUGCUAUAAAAAAAGGGCUUUAUUCAUCUUUGAAUUUCGUCUUCUUUUGUUCAACAGGGGGAGAGGCUGGUAAUUCAUGCUGGGAAAUCACAAAUAAUUAUGAAACUACUGGAUUAAGAAACACAGAGUUAUUGCAAAGGACCUGUCCUUGCCGUCUAUAGACUUGGCAGCAGGCUGGGGGAUUUGGUAUAAAUUCCUUCUUUCCUAGAUAUAGCAGAUUCUCCAUAGAAAUUCUUAUUUUGCCUCUGUUCUUGGAAGGAUAAGUUUCAACCUUAGUAAUCAAGGGGAAACAUAGUAUAGUAAGAAGUUAGUAAAAUUGGUUGGAUAGUAGAGAAGAAAAGAAAUUAAAACUUGCAUUAAAAAAAUAUAUGACACCGGUAAUUAGCACCUUGUCUUUUAAAUUAUUUGGGUUUGCAGGAAUUGGUUUAUUAGUUAGUGGCUAGGGGAUUCAUUCAGCUAGUUAAAGCUGCAAUCACCAGCUGGAAAAUCUUAUUUACCUCAUCAGUCCCUCAGUGGAAGUUAUAUUUUUCUGAGCUAUUUUCCAGUAACUUUGCUAUUUGUAUAACUCAAAAGCACAAGUGAUGGAGAGCACACUUAUUUUAUUAUAGGAAGACAAUGAUAAUAAAUUUAAUCUAUUACUUUUGCUACGAGAGAUCUUUACUGUAUGUACAAAGACUAAUAGAUUACAUCCAUUAUAUAAAGUAUUGCUAUCACUAAAACCAAACAACAUCUCGUCUUAAGCUACCGACCUUUGGUGCAUCUGUGUGGUGCAUCAGUUCUAAUGCAUUGCAGAUAAUACUUAGCUUUUACACAGAGAACAGGCGUGCCACACGAAGGGGUUGGAGGCAAUACAGCCCUCUGACUUAUACAAAAGCUUGCAUUUUAAUGGGCCUUACGGAAUCUUGUGUUGGCUUUCGUGAGUUUGGCUGGCUGUCACAUUUUGCUAAAGGAUAUCAGAUCAGCAUUGCCUGACUUGGGGAAGGCAGAGCUGUCGGCAGUUAAUGCAAAUAAAAGGCUGGAACUCAGGAUUUCUGAGCUGUAAUCAAAACCCCUGGGCCUCUAACUCUCUGGAGAAUACAAUACCAAUAUUUACCCUGCAAAAGGAAGAUUCUGCCAUUUUCCUGAGGAUUAUAAAGCCAAGGAGUUACGGUUCGGCCAUGCCUGCAUGAAGAAUGAUAAUUUUGUAUGUAGGUUUGUAUGCUGUAAUAGGCAUUGUUAUCAGACAAACAAAACCUUUUUUUAAGAAACAACCCCUACUGCCCAAAGUGCUCCAGAAGAUGAUGGCAUCAUGGUGACAGCCGUAGUCUGCCCUGUAGUCAGCAUUUCCAACAGCUGUAGAACAGAUGCUCUGGCAGAGGAGUGAAAGUACAUGAAAGAAAAUUGUCAUGAAAGAUGCACACCAACUAGACUGUCUUUUUUUGCAAUUCAGUGGUAUAUUGCAUGAAAGGACCUUUUAAUGCCUCAUUUAAUUAGUGGGUUUGCAAUGCUUGAAAACUAUGAUUCAUCUCCCAAGGAAUCUAGGAAGACUUGUCGCUUUGCCGUUGAUUAUAGAUGAGAGAUGGCAAAAUGAAUGCAAACCACACAUCAAUUGUCAGGUUGUCAAGUGUUACACCAAGCACUCAGACUACUACCACUACUACUACUACUACUACUACUACUACUACUACUACUACUACUACUACUACAAAAACUCUUGCAUUUGGUCCUUCUACAAGACUACCAAAAAUAGGUCCCAUAGUUUUCUACUCUUUGAUCGAAGCUUAUUGAAAGAACGCUAACAUUCCCACAGGUUCUCCAACUCUUUAAUAGAUAAAGUAACAAGUAUCCACUUUUGAAAUUUCUGCUGCCAAUGUUUAUCAUAGGGAAUUUGUCCUGACACUCUGUUUACUCAAUUUGCCACAAUGCUGAAUCAUGGCCAACCUUAUCUUCAUUUUUUAAUCAAAAUUGUUUUCCUUAUACAUGAGCCAAACACUUGGAUCUGCCCCAUUCCCAGCUUCUGCUUUAGCACUGAAGCCAGAAGAAUUUGCUGUGAAUGUCACUGAAGCACAUUUGAUAGUUAAUGGCCAGUUACUGCCUCAUAUCCAGCAGUGACUGGGAACUAUUUCUGAGGUAUGGGCCUAUCUGGCACGAUUAAAAAUAACUGGUCCCUGGGAACAAGAUUAACCAGCGUACGUCCGUUUUUCCAUUGAAGACCACCAUCAGCUCAAGACACUGGAAGGCGUGUGUUGAAGUCAAUAAGAACUGAAGGGAGUACUUGCUGAACGUAUAUGCCAUCUUAGAGAGCUGCACUUAAAAAAGCAUAUGAGAGAUCAGUUUGUCCUUUAUGGCUUAACAUGCUGAAGCAGAAACCCAAACCACUGAAAACGGGAGGAGGGUAUGCAUUAAAGAAACCACAGGCAUUUUGCUCUAGGGGCUUUUAUGCUGUAAGAAUGAAAACUCAGAAAGAUGGAUAAGUGAUGUCCUUGUUGAUGGGAAAAUCAUUUUCUCAGUGUGAUAAAAUGCUCCCUCCAGAUCCUGUCUUAACACAAGGAUUCUCCUCUCUCCUUGUUCAAAAAGGAAAGCUACAAAUCACCUCAUUUCGUAACAAAUACUUUCUUAAAAUGGAGCCUGUUCUGAUCAAAAGAUCAACCCUUCCUGGAUUUUCAACAGCUAUUGUAAUUGUUUUUCAUAGAAAUCGAUUUUAAUUGUAACACUGUUCUGCUACAGCCCUAUUGUCUGUGUCCUUCCGAAUUGUCAGUUACUUAAAAGAAGAAAUAAAAGCUCAAAAGCACAUUGUUGUAAUUGAUUCCUAUGUUUCAACUGUCUAUCAGAAACAAAGUUAUAAAUUUCAU
Chroicocephalus ridibundus (black-headed gull) is the source of this 14343-nucleotide messenger RNA. RefSeq names its product leucine rich repeat and Ig domain containing 2 (gene LINGO2). NCBI's taxonomy places the organism in Eukaryota, Metazoa, Chordata, Aves, Charadriiformes, Laridae. Gene Ontology annotation, molecular function: protein binding. The record is from RefSeq and is a predicted model, not a curated record. The transcript has 6 exons. Gene Ontology annotation, cellular component: extracellular matrix. Bases 712 to 2658 code for a protein of 648 amino acids.